Messenger RNA from Physcomitrium patens, 2943 nucleotides. The record is from RefSeq and is a predicted model, not a curated record. NCBI's taxonomy places the organism in Eukaryota, Viridiplantae, Streptophyta, Bryopsida, Funariales, Funariaceae.
UUUUCGCGCUGCACGUUUUUUUGCUUCGUUCGUCGCCAUAGCCAUGCUUGUAAACCAGGUCUCGCUCUCACCGAAGCCCCGCCCCGCCCCGGCGUCCCUGGUCGAUGCCGCUGCUUGGAUUGAAGCAGCGUCCUUCCUUAAUUCGGGCCAAGCUUGUGUGAGGAUCGACUCAAGCAAAGCUCAGUUCAGAUCGGUUUCCUAAUCCGGGGACAAUGUACAUGGAGGCUAAGGACGGACGGGUGCUUCGGGUAGUCAGCACUCCCUCGCAGGAUUUGGCGCUCACCAAUUGCUCCUUCUGCUCGCGGGCACAGUUCGAGGAUUUCCAACUGCCCCGCGCGGACUAUGGCAUGGUCUCCGUUAACGGCCAGCUUGUGUACAAGAUUUUAUAUCCUUUCGCCGUUCACUUUAUGGUUGUUUCGGAUGUACAGCGAUCUGGUGUUGGUGUUGGCGUGUUAAGGUUCUGUUCUUUUCUUUUCCGAGUUUAACCGCGUUUCUGUCUUGGCUCGGGCUGUUAGCUGCGUUGACGGAUGUGUACCGGAAUUUCUUUUCUGAUUGUACUGCAUUUGUAUCGUUUUGCGACAUGUCAUUACUGUUUGGAUAUGCACUGGUGUUAUUUGUUUAUUUAUUUUCCCUUGGUUUUCCCUCGCAUUUAUUUAGGGAUAAUUGGAGUUCUUGUUGUCAGCUCAAAAGUUGUUGAAGAACCGAAAAGAUCUCCAGAAACGCUGUACUGUUAGUUAGACCACCGACUACAUGCAGCAUCUGCGUCAAGUUGAUGCGCUGAAUGCAUUGUAAGUCGAAAAAGGUUGUCUGGCUCUUAAUGCUAUUCAGCGGCGAUGUUUAAAGGUUUCAAACAAUGAUGCCGUGGCUGUUGAAAGAUACGCGCUCCCAGCAUCUGGGUUUAAUUUGGUGAUGAUUCAUGUUGAGCUAGAUUUCAUCUCGAAGGGAAAAAAACAGGAGACGAUUGAUGCAGCAAUCAUUUCCAAAGAGCUUACAAAGCGAUUCUCAGGCCAGGUCUUGACAACCGACCAAAAGGUUUCAUUUGAAUACGUGGGCACCAACUUCCUCUUUACCGUAGGAACGGUGCUAGUGGAUGGUCAGCUAGAAGGGGAAGGAAGCCUAGGUCUUUUGAUUGAUGAUACCGUCUGGCAAUUUGAAACUCCUGCGAAUUCUGGCAUCAAGAUAGUGAAUCAGAAGGGGGGCCAAUCAACUAAUUUGUUCAAGACCAAAGAGUUCAAUUUCCAAAAACUGGGUAUUGGUGGGUUGGAUGCUGAGUUUGGCGACAUUUUCCGGCGAGCGUUUGCAUCGAGAGUUUUCCCCCCUCACGUGAUUUCUAAGCUAGGAAUACCACACGUCAAAGGUAUUUUGCUUUUCGGCCCACCUGGUACAGGAAAGACUCUAAUUGCGCGGCAGAUUGGGAAGUUGCUGAAUGGGCGUGAACCUAAGGUUGUCAAUGGUCCAGAGGUCCUCAGUAAGUUUGUUGGAGAAACAGAGAAGAAUGUACGCGACCUGUUUGCGGAUGCCGAAGCUGAGCAAAAAUCACGAGGCGAUGAAAGUGAUCUACAUAUUAUUAUCUUUGAUGAACUUGAUGCCAUAUGCAAGGCUCGAGGUUCCACCCGAGAUGGAACGGGUGUGCAUGACAGUAUUGUUAACCAGCUGCUCACAAAGAUUGAUGGUGUUGAGAGCCUCAACAAUAUAUUGCUAAUUGGUAUGACGAAUAGAAAGGAUCUUCUUGAUGAAGCUUUGCUACGGCCAGGACGUAUGGAGGUCCAAAUCGAAAUCGGAUUGCCAGACGAGAACGGCCGUAUUCAGAUUUUGGGCAUUCACUCGAACAAGAUGAAGGAGAACUCUUUUUUGAGUGCUGACGUAGAUUUGGAAGCACUUGCGGCUAAAACCCAGAAUUUCAGCGGAGCAGAACUAGAGGGUCUGGUGAAGAGUGCAACCUCUUUUGCUUUGAACAGGCAAGUGAAUUUUGCCGAUCUUUACAAACAACUUGACGAGGACAAUAUCAAAGUGACGAUGGAUGAUUUCUUAAAGGCUCUUGAUGAAGUGAAGCCUGCAUUUGGUGCAGCCAUCAAUACUCUAGAGUUGUGCAGACCGGGGGGCAUGCUACCCUGUGGGGAAGCCUUUGAUAAGAACUUAAAAACAGCAAAAACGCUUGUGGAGCAAGUUAAAAAGAGCGAUCGUACACCUCUUAUGACAUGUCUUUUUGAAGGCCCUUCUAGCACCGGGAAAACAGCGCUUGCGGCAUCCAUCGCUAUCGAAAGUGGGUUUCCUUUCAUAAAAAUUGUAUCCGCAGAGAACCUGAUUGGCUUGCAAGAGCCCACUAAAGUUUCUAUGAUUGCCAAGGUUUUUGAGGAUGCCUAUAAGUCUCCCUUGAGUAUCAUUAUUCUAGAUGACAUUGAAAGGUUAAUAGAGUAUGUCAGAAUCGGGCCCCGCUUCUCUAACCUCAUUCUGCAGACGCUUCUCGUUCUUGUGAAGAAGAACCCUCCUAAAGGCAAAAAGCUUCUAGUGAUUGGCACAACCAGUGAGAAGGAUAUUCUUGAAUCAAUGCGCUUGGUGGAAUCUUUCAACAUACAUAUGGAGGUCCCUUCGUUGAAACCAAGCGGCAUGAAGGAGGUUUUGUUAGCUCUAAAUUUCUUUGCUCCCACUGACAUUGACGCUGCUUUGUCAGCUCUUGGUCAAGAGAUGCCCAUCAAGAGAUUGUUGAUGUUGAUUGAAAUGGCGGCACAAGGCAAGGAGGGUGAGGAUGCAAUCGCUAUACUCAAGGGACAUAAAAAAAUUGACAUCCACUACUUUUACGACUGCCUGAAUGAUAUCGAAUCUUCUAAAAGUUUCUAGAAGACCUGUAACGAGAAAUUGACUCUUCCUGACCUUUUUUUGGCGGGAGAAAUGUUAAUGUUUUAUUGAACACAGCAAAUAGAUUUUUUUUCUCUCUUUUUUUUU